AGAAGCAGCAGCAAUGUUUCGUUGUUUCAAUAUUCUGUCGGUCCCUGUGCAGAUGUGCAUACAAAUUUGUCUUCAACAACAUGUGACUGAGGAGGGGAAAAAGGCAAAAACCCUGAGCUCUAAAAUCGAACAAGAGUUAUCUGAGCAAGCCAAAAAUGAAACGAAUGUGGUCAAGAUCCUGAUGCUUGGAGCUGCGGAGAGUGGAAAGAGUACCCUGGUCAAGCAAAUAAAGAUCAUCCACAGCCAAGGCUUCUCCAAACCAGAGCUCCUCAGCUUCAAGCCUGCAGUGCUUGACAACCUGCUGAAGUCCAUGAAGCUUGUGUUGCAAGGCAUGGGGAUGCUCAGGAUCAACCUAGCCCAUAAGAACAACAAGACGCAUGCCUGCUCCAUCCUCUCCUGCGACCGCUGUUCAGGGGAGGACCUGGAGCUGCUUCCCUUCAUGGCUCAUGCCUUCUUCUCCCUGUGGGCCGACCAGGGGUUCCGAGCGACGGCAGCCAGAGGCUCAGAGUUUGAGCUCAAUGAUUCAGCUCUCUAUUUCUUUGAGAAUUUAAGUCGGAUUCUCACUCCCAACUACAUACCCACUGAGAUGGACGUACUGAAAGUGAGAGUGCGUACCUGUGGAAUCAUCGAGACCCAGUUUCAGGUCAAUCGAAUGUUUUUUAGGAUGUAUGAUUUGGGAAACCAAACAACCCAGAGAAGGAAGUGGCUAAGCUGCUUUGACAACGUCCAGAUUGUCCUGUUUGUGGUGGCGCUCAGCAGUUAUGACAAAACCAUGAUUGAGGACCCUGCUAAGAACCGACUCCAAGAAAGCAUCGAGCUGUUCACCUCCAUCUGUGCCAACAGAGUUUUCUCAAGUACUUCACUGAUCCUGUUCAUGAACAAAAUGGACCUCUUCCAAGAGAAGAUUCAAUACUCAGGAAGGCACUUGAGGCUAUAUCUGCCUAGUUAUACAGGAGCCGACUGUGACGUAGACGCUGCUGCCCGUCACAUCACUGCGAUGCUCGUGGCCUGCAACACCACACUCAACAAGAGGGUGUUCCACCACUUCACUACAGCCACUGACACCAGUAACAUCAGGAUGGUGUUCCAGGUAGCCAUGGACACUGUUGUCAAACAGAACCUAGCUUCUGUCUCUUUGUUGUAGGCACACAGAAGGCUGUCUAUUUAAGAGUUUUUUGUUUUUAAUAUGUAUAAAUAUUUCUUUAAUGUAUUUUAUUUUUUUAACUUAUUUUUAUGUGUAAACCAAAGGGUAGACCGGCUGUUUGUGGUUCUUAUGUGUCAUCAUGUUCUACCCAUUCAGUUGACAUUUUUAAUCCUAAAUGGGCUUUGUCAUACAAGUAUUUUAAACUGAAUGUUUGGCUGUCAAAACUAAUAUAGG
Molecule: messenger RNA, 1378 nt
Organism: Hypomesus transpacificus
Lineage: Eukaryota; Metazoa; Chordata; Actinopteri; Osmeriformes; Osmeridae
Gene: gnav1
Product: guanine nucleotide binding protein (G protein) alpha v1
Exons: 10
Coding region: 14-1144 (376 amino acids)
Biological process (GO): adenylate cyclase-modulating G protein-coupled receptor signaling pathway
Cellular component (GO): heterotrimeric G-protein complex
Molecular function (GO): G-protein beta/gamma-subunit complex binding; guanyl nucleotide binding; G protein-coupled receptor binding
Source: RefSeq, a predicted model, not a curated record